This is a messenger RNA of Epithele typhae, 1086 nucleotides long. RefSeq lists its product as uncharacterized. Lineage: Eukaryota; Fungi; Basidiomycota; Agaricomycetes; Polyporales; Epitheliaceae. The record is from RefSeq and is a predicted model, not a curated record. Bases 1 to 1086 code for a protein of 361 amino acids. The transcript has 5 exons.
AUGUUUGCCAAGUCUCAUGACCAUCUUACCAACUCCUUGCUCUCGAUCAGUGCACAGCAAGCAGGCCACUCCAUCGCAACCAACCGCAUGUAUGGGCGAAGUGAGGAAUCCUAUCGGCAGUUCGAAGAAGACCGACUCUCCACCAUGGUGAAGCUCACUAAGAUGUGGCAGAAAGACUUGGGAUUGAUUGAAGGGGACUUGUCGAAAAUAGCAAUUGGUGGGGUUAUAGAUAACAACUGCCUGGAAGAAUGCUACAAACCCACACCCACGGGAUUUGCUCCGCCCCCUCUAACACCCAUUACUCAGAUCAACGAGAUAGAGGAAGUUGUCCAAAAGCUGCUCCAACUUGUCCAGUCUCUACGAAAUGAGACUCUGCCGGUUCAGGACCCCUCUGUGACCCAAAAUAUGUUGCCUGUCAGCGAGGCUUCCACUAGCAGUUUAGCUCUCAAUCAGCCCUCCCCUCAAGACCUCGUGCUUCCCUUGGAGGGCGAUUUUUCCGACGACGACGAAGCCGCUUUGAACUUCACAUGGCUGAAGGAAGUUCCAGAAAACACCGCAUAUGUGUGCAUCGAUACCACAGAAGAAGGCUUGUCCCUGUUUCUUGAAGAAAUUGAUCUUGGGAAUCGCACCAAUUUCUCACAGAGAGAAAGGCUGAGGUCAGACUGCGGCCCACCACAGCCCGCAUUCUCUCCAAGCUCAUAUUCUCUUGGCAGUGCUAGCCCAGCGCCCUUGAUUUGGCAAGCACCCAACUUUGAUGAUGUUGGAGAGCAAGGCGGCCUCAUGAAUGCUGGGCAGCUUCAAGCAUCUGGUGCUGCCGAGUCACGAGGGCAGGUUCAAACGAACGACAUGGGGUAUGGGCCAAGAUUUGGCACAGAAGAAUCCAGCGCUCUUAGGGGCGUCUCAGUGCCAUUGAAGAGGUCUCUCCAUGCAGACGAGGGCCAUGAUCUAGGCUCUGCCGAGCCGGAGUAUAGCCACGAUCCCAAGCGGCUGAGGGGCCAGCAACCUGAUCAUAGAAAUGGCCAAGCUCAUCUGAGGCUAGCAGACAGGAUGAAAACCAUGCUCAUCAGGCACCAGGGUCAUCAGUAA